Molecule: messenger RNA, 1125 nt
Organism: Knipowitschia caucasica
Lineage: Eukaryota; Metazoa; Chordata; Actinopteri; Gobiiformes; Gobiidae
Source: the annotation of a GenBank genome assembly
AUGGAUGCGGUGGUGCAGGGCAGUGGCUGUGGGGACAGACUGGACUGUGCUCUGGACCUCCUGGAGGAGUGCUCUGACUGCCACACAGAACAGACUAUGUUUGGACGCAUCGAGCUGGUGUGUGUCACAAUAAUCUACAUCCCUCUGAUGCUGCUUGGCCUUCUGGGUAAUAUCUUGACCAUCCUGGUGGUGUGUCUGCGUCCGCACAUAAGAACCUGCUCCUACUUGUACCUGAGCAGCAUGGCUGUAAGCGACCUGCUCAUCCUCCUGCUGAUGCCUCUCGAUCUCUACAAGUUGUGGAGACCCAGGCCCUGGACCUUGGGAGACCUGCUGUGUAAGCUCACCAUGUUCCUGUCAGAGUGCUGCACUUUCUGCACCAUCCUCCACAUCACCUUCCUGUCGCUGGAGAGAUACCUGGCGGUCUGCUGGCCAAUCACUGCUAAGACACUGGUCACUCGAAGGCGCACCAAGAUCGUAAUUGGCUGUCUGUGGCUGGGGGCCGCCCUCAGUGCUGCACCCGUGUUGGUCAUGGUGGGCGUAGAAGAGUUUGCAGCCUCCUCUGGGCUUCUGUCAGCCAUGAUGAUCCUCUCCAACCUCUACUUCCUGGUUCCCUUCUGCAUCCUGGGACUAGUCUACAGCCUGAUUGGACGAACACUUUGGCUGCGUCCAAAAAGCAACCGCAAAGACCAGAGCAACAAGAGCACAGUCAAAAUGCUGGGGGUGAUUGUACUGGCAUUUGUGCUGUGCUGGCUCCCCUUCCACGUGGGACGGACCAUCUUCUCUCUGUCCCUUGGGUCUGCUGCCUCUGAGCCGAGUGGAGAGGGAGGUGCUGAGUGGGACCCUGCGGUGUUCAAUCUGAGCACAGACACGGCCCCCACACAGCACAACUCUACUCACAUGAUGCACCCAGACCCUCACAUGUACUUCCUGUAUUACCUGUCGCAGUAUUUUAACCUGGUGUCCUCAGUGCUCUUCUACCUCAGCGCGGCCAUUAACCCCUUACUGUACAACCUGAUGUCCCGCAGCUACAGGCUGGCUGUGCGGAGCCUCCUGCAGCCGCAGUCGCCCUCUCAUGUCCCCCGGGCACGCGCCUUCACCAUCCAACAGUCCUCCACCACUGUCUGA